Messenger RNA from Arachis ipaensis, 1700 nucleotides. Its product is annotated as zinc finger CCCH domain-containing protein 48-like. The record is from RefSeq and is a predicted model, not a curated record. Gene Ontology annotation, molecular function: protein binding; metal ion binding. Lineage: Eukaryota; Viridiplantae; Streptophyta; Magnoliopsida; Fabales; Fabaceae.
AACUGCUCAGCGCAAACGUAACCUAUAAAUAAAGGAUCUUCACUCCAAUUUUUCUUUGCACUAUUAUACAAACACUUUCCUUUUCUUUGAAUCUCUUUGACUUUUUGAUUCACCGAUUGAAGUCCUUAUAGUUUUACUGCGCAUCUGGAUCCCAAUUCUACUCUCUACUCAGUAUUAUGGCUGUUAUAACAACAACAAGGAGGACUGAACUUUUGGGUCGAACAACAUCCCCAACAUGUAAGUACUGGCUAGCUGGGAGAUGCAACAGAAAUCCUUGUAGAUUUUUGCAUAAGUUACCAACCUUGUCAUCCAAUGUAUACUAUAAGCAUUCAAAGAAGCCCCAUUCUUGUGUUGAGAAGAUGAGAAGUUCCUCUGUUAAGAAGCCAACAAAUUGCGCACCAAAGGCCGUCAAGAAACCAGCAAAUUGUGCGCUGAAGUCUGUUGUGUCUGCUGAGAAGCCAACCAAAUGUGAACAAAAGGGUGUAGUGAUUGAAAAGAUUGAAAAUGUGGAAGAUGUGGCCGCUCUUGCUAUGGCUUCUGUGGAGAAAUCACGCAGUAUUUGUAAAUAUUGGAUGACUGACAAUUGUGUGCAUGGUGACCUGUGUCAGAAUUUGCAUUCAUGGUUUUAUGGUGAUGGGUUUACCACACUUGCAAAGCUUUAUGAACACAAGAAGGUUGUCACUGGGAUUGCACUGCCAUCUGGUUCAGACAAACUUUAUUCUGGCAGUACUGAUGGCACAGUUCGCGCUUGGGACUGCAACACCGGCCAUUGUGUUAAUACGAUAAGUGUUGAUUCUGAAGUCACCUCAUUGAUAUCUGAGGGCCAAUGGAUUUUUGCUGGCAUAAAGAAUGCUGUGAAGGCAUGGAAUAUUCAGACUGGUGCAAAUGUUACUCUUGAUGGACCUAAAGGGCAAGUCCUUUCCUUGAAUGUUGGCAAUGAUAUCCUCCUUGCUGGAGCAGAGGAUGGUGUUAUUUAUGCUUGGAGAUGCAACUCUGAACCCAAAGCUGAGUCUCCUUUCAAACUGGUUGCAACACUAAGUGGCCAUACUAAACCUGUAGUUUGUCUUGCUAUUGGAUGCCACAAGAUGCUGUAUUCUGGGUCCAUGGACCAUAGCAUUAAGGUUUGGGACCUUGAUACAUUACAGUGCACGAUGACACUUAACGGACAUACUGACAUAGUCACAUCACUUAUUUGUUGGGAUAAUUAUCUAUUAUCUGGUUCAUCUGAUUGCACGGUCAAUGUGUGGGUGUGCACUGAGGAGGGAACUCUAAAAGUGGCAUACACUCACAUGGUCGAAAAUGCUGUUCUUGGACUGUAUGGGAUGUCUGAUGUAGACGCCAAGCCAAUAUUGUUCUGCUCGUGCAAAGACAAUUCAGUUCGUAUGUAUGAAUUGCCUACGAUUUUAGAGAGAGGUCGACUAUUUACCAAACAAGAAGUUCGAUCCUUUGAGAUAGGCCCUAAUGGACUUUUCUUCACCGGAGAUGGGAGUGGUUUGUUAAAUGUGUGGAAAUGGUUGGAAGAGCCCAAGGUGCCAACCUCCUGAGCUACAACAACAAAAGGUUUUUGGAUGAAGAAAGUCUACAAGAUCAUUGGUUGGAUCAUGUUCUAUCUGUGAUAUAAUAGGGGGAAUUUUGCAUGUAUAAUACCUAUGAUAUGAGAAAAUAGUGAUGUUUGUGUUUCAAUUUGUUAUGCGGUGUAU